ACCAUCUUCUCCUUUUCUUCUUCAUAUCACAACUCAAACUCAAACUCGACGCAACCCUCUUCUCUCUUUGCAAAGAAGCCUCUCCAUUCAUGGCGUCGUCUUCGGGUAGCUUGGAUACGAUUGCCAAUUCUUCCAACUUCACUUUCUCCACUCAUCCUUUCAUGUCCACCACUUCUUUUACUGAUCUUCUCGCCUCCCCCAAUCCUCCUGAUCAUGAGAAUGAUUAUGAACUCAUUAACGGUCGUGGCUUAGCCGAUAGAAAUAGCUCUGGUGUCCCUAAAUUCAAGUCUAUUCAGCCUCCUUCUCUGCCCAUCUCUCCCCCUUCCAUUUUCUCUCCCUCUUCUUUCUUCGCCAUCCCUCCUGGCCUCAGCCCUGCCGAGCUCUUGGACUCCCCCGUCUUGUUAAACACAUCUAACACUUUGCCAUCUCCAACAACUGGAACAUUCCCUUCUCAAGCCUUCAAUUGGAAGACCAAUUCUGGAAACAAUCAGCAAAAUGUCAAAAAAGAAGACAAAAGCUUCUCUGAUUUCUCUUUCCAGACCGAAACAAAACCUAAUUCAACCAUGUUUCAAUCUUCUACAAUCACUGUUACAACUGCACCAACACAACAACAACAACAAUGGAGCUACCAAGAAUCAACAAAGCAGAGGUUUUCCCCUGAGAUUGCAACUCUUCAAACCAACAGCAAUCAAAGCAAUAAUGGGUUCCAAUCAGAAUAUGGAAACUACCAACAGCAGAGCCAGGGUCAGUCCAUUAGAGAGAGCAGAAAAUCUGAUGAUGGAUAUAAUUGGAGAAAAUAUGGGCAAAAACAAGUGAAAGGAAGUGAAAAUCCAAGAAGUUACUACAAGUGUACUUAUCCCAGUUGUCCAACAAAGAAGAAAGUUGAGAGAUCUUUAGAUGGACAAAUAACUGAGAUUGUUUACAAGGGCAGUCACAAUCAUCCAAAGCCUCAAUCGACACGGCGAUCAUCUUCUUCAUCGGUUAGUUCUAAUGCAGUUCCGCUUUCCGGUGAAGUCCCGGAUCAGUCAUUUGCCACAUACGGCAGUGGACAAAUGGAUUCUGUGGCAACCCCGGAGAAUUCUUCCAUAUCGGUCGGGGAUGAUGAUUUCGACCGGGUAUCACAGAAGAGUAAAUCCGGAGGAGAUGAGUUUGAAGAAGAUGAACCUGAGGCCAAAAGAUGGAAAACUGAGGUCGAAAAUGAAGGCAUUUCAGCUCCUGGAAGUAGAACAGUGAGAGAGCCUAGAGUUGUGGUUCAAACAACAAGUGACAUUGAUAUUCUAGAUGAUGGAUACAGAUGGAGGAAAUAUGGACAAAAAGUUGUCAAAGGAAAUCCAAAUCCAAGGAGCUACUACAAGUGUACACAUCCAGGAUGUCCAGUGAGAAAGCACGUUGAGAGAGCAUCUCAUGAUCUGAGAGCAGUGAUCACAACCUAUGAGGGGAAACACAACCACGACGUUCCCGCAGCUCGUGGCAGCGGCAGUCGGGCAUUGCCAGAAAACAAUAACAACAACAAUAACACCAAUGCUGCCAUGCCGAUAAGGGUUCCAACUGUGAACCAUCACACUAAUAACUCCAUCAACAACCCUCUACGCAAUUUGAGGCAACCAUCAUCGGAAGGCCAACCACCCUUCACCCUGGAAAUGUUGCAAACCCCCGGGAGUUUCGGAUUUUCAGGGUUCGGAAAUUUCAUGAAUGAGGCACAAGCUACCGACAAUUUGAUGUCAAGAGCCAAGGAUGAGCCAAGGGAUGACAUGUUCUACGAGUCAUUGCUAUACCAAAAUUUGUGAUUAAUUAGAAUCAGAAGAAUAAGAAGUUCAGGCUCAUUUGUUGAUUUAUUUCUAUAUUCAGUUCGUUUGUUGUCGUAUAUUUCUACUUAAUUUAGAUACGUAUAUGCGCCAGUGUAGGGGGCAUAGAAGUCUCUAACACUUAAUUUUUUCAUUGUUUUGUGGUCUCUCCUUGCCAUAACUGGAGAAGCCUCAAUUCACUGUUUUUGUAUGAAUAUGUUGGUGAAUUAUUUUUCUCAAAAUAUUUUCUUGAAAAGGAAA
Molecule: messenger RNA, 2045 nt
Organism: Mangifera indica (mango)
Lineage: Eukaryota; Viridiplantae; Streptophyta; Magnoliopsida; Sapindales; Anacardiaceae
Product: probable WRKY transcription factor 25
Exons: 5
Coding region: 90-1787 (565 amino acids)
Biological process (GO): regulation of DNA-templated transcription
Molecular function (GO): DNA-binding transcription factor activity; sequence-specific DNA binding
Source: RefSeq, a predicted model, not a curated record